CAUUGGCACCUAAUACAUACAAAUCAGAUCCAAUAUUCGGUUGUAACGUUUCAUUAGAAAACGCAUCAUUUUUGGAAAGGUUCAGAUGUACCAUAAUAAGUCCCCUUCAAAUGAUUUAUCACUUUUCUCAGUUGAAUGUAAAAGAAAAAUUAAAAGGAAACUCUUUUAUGGCAAAAGAUCGAUUACCAAAGGCUUCUUUGCUUUUAGCUGAUACCUACUUUGGUUUUGAGUUACCGCAAUCCUUACCACCAAAUAUUCGGGAAAUCGGACCG
This is a messenger RNA of Funneliformis mosseae, 272 nucleotides long. The record is from the annotation of a GenBank genome assembly. Lineage: Eukaryota; Fungi; Glomeromycota; Glomeromycetes; Glomerales; Glomeraceae.